AUGGUCUGGGACCGCGCACCUCAGCUGGUGCCCACCGAGCGCAGCGCGCGAAUGAGCGCGGACGAACAGCCCAGGUGGGAGUGCGACUGUGGCCAUCUCAACGUGUCCACGGUGUCGCACUGCAGCAAGUGCUCGGUGUUGAAGCGGGAGGAGCGUGAGCUUCGCCAGUCCGCGCGCUCCGAGCAGGGCCUGGGCCGAGGUGGCGGCUACUUUGAGCGAGAUACGUCCGGGCGGCGAGACAUGAAGGACCUGGGCCAGGCCAAGAACGGCCUGGACAUCUAUGGGCGCAGGCGCACAGAGGAGAAGAAGGGCAAAAAGGAAGAGAAGGAGACGAAAGCUGACCGCCAGAGCCGCGGCUGCAAAGCGUGA
Molecule: messenger RNA, 369 nt
Organism: Effrenium voratum
Lineage: Eukaryota; Dinophyceae; Suessiales; Symbiodiniaceae
Source: the annotation of a GenBank genome assembly